GUUUUCAGAUAAACAGCUUUCUCAAUGGCUGCAGCAUGCCACGAGCAUAGAAAAUCAGCAAGUAGUCAUCGGAGUUCAUUGUCGGGUAGCUUUCGAGAAAUGUGGCAACCUCAGCCCUAUGUUUUUAGCCAGAGUAGUCGUCGGAUGGACGAUGAAGAAGAGCUGAGGUGGGCUGCUAUUGAGAGGCUACCUACACUUGAAAGGCUAACAAAAGGGGUGAUGAAACAAGUUCUUGACGAUGGAAAAGUUGUUUCCAGAGAAAUCGAUGUUACUAGGAUUGAAUAUAGCACUCGAAAACAGUUGAUGAAUAGUAUGCUUAAAGUUGUUGAAGUGGAUAAUGAGAAGUUUCUUAUGAGAUUAAGGCAAAGGAUGGACAGGGUUGGAAUGGAGAUACCGAAAAUUGAAGUGCAGUUUGAUAAUCUAUCGGUGGAGGGAGAGGUGCAUAUUGGCAGCAGAGCCCUUCCUACUUUGCUUAACGCUACUUUGAAUUCAAUGGAGAGCGUUCUUGGACUGAUCGGACUUGCCGCAACUAAGAAGCAAAUUAUCAAUAUUCUUCGAGAUGUUAGCGGAAACGUGAAGCCCUCGAGGAUGACCUUGGUUUUAGGCCCACCUGGAGCUGGUAAAACUACACUUUUGCUGGCACUUGCAGGGAAGCUCGACUCUAAGCUAUGUGUAUCAGGAAAAGUUACCUACUGCGGCCAUGAACUAAACGAAUUUGUGCCUGAGAGGACAUGUGCAUAUAUUGGACAGACUGAUCUUCAUCAUGGAGAGAUGACGGUAAGAGAGACACUGGAUUUUUCUGGACGAUGUUUGGGUGUUGGAACAAGAUAUGAACUCCUUUCAGAACUCUCGAGGCGAGAAAAACAGGCAAAUAUUAAACCUGAACCUGAAAUAGAUACAUUUAUGAAGGCCACAGCAGUUGCCGGGCAAAAAACCAGUUUAGUUACAGAUUAUGUUUUGAAGAUCCUUGGUUUAGAUAUUUGUGCGGAUAUUAUGGUUGGUGAUGACAUGAGGAGGGGAAUUUCCGGCGGCCAAAAAAAACGUGCAACUACUGGAGAAAUGUUAGUUGGGCCAGCAAAAGCUUUUUAUAUGGAUGAAAUAUCCUCAGGAUUAGAUAGUUCUACCACAUAUCAGAUUGUCAAAUUCUUAAGGCAGAUGGUUCACAUAAUGGAUGUUACCAUGGUUAUUUCUCUUCUACAGCCUGCCCCAGAGACCUACAAUCUUUUUGAUGACGUCAUAUUGCUCUCAGAAGGUCGAAUUGUUUAUCAAGGUCCGCGUGAAAAUGUUCUUGAAUUCUUUGAAUUCAUGGGCUUUAGGUGCCCGGAGAGGAAAGGAGUAGCAGAUUUUCUCCAAGAAGUGACUUCUAGAAAAGAUCAAGAACAAUAUUGGUUCAGAAAGGAUCAACCUUUCAGAUAUAUAACAAGCUCUGAGUUUGCGGAGGCAUUCUAUAAAUUUCACAUAGGUGAACAACUUGCAUCAGAUCUUAGUGUGCCUUAUAUUAAGUCCAAGAACCACCAGUCUGCAUUGGCUACCAAAAAGUACGGGAUCUCCAAUAUGGAACUGUUUAAGGCUUGCUUCGCAAGGGAGUGGUUGUUGAUGAAGCGUAAUUCUUUUAUACACAUAUUCAAAAUCACACAGAUCACAGUGAUGGCUUUAAUAGCCAUGACCGUGUUUUUCAGGACAGAGAUGCCAUCAGGAACUUUGGCAGAUGGUGGAAAAUAUUUUGGUGCACUUUUUUUUAGUCUUGUGAUUGUGAUGUUUAAUGGGAUGGUAGAGCUUGCCAUGACUGUUAUGAGGCUGCCUGUCUUCUUUAAACAAAGGGAUUUCUUGUUUUAUCCAGCUUGGGCUUUUGCUUUACCUAUUUGGAUCCUCACGAUCCCAAUAUCUCUCAUGGAGUCGACGAUAUGGAUAAUUCUGACCUACUACACCAUUGGAUUUGCUCCUGGUGCCAGCAGGUUGUUCAUGCAAUUUUUGGCUUUCUUUGGUAUACAUCAGAUGGCUCUCUCCCUCUUUCGGUUCAUUGCUGUAGUUGGAAGAACAGAAAUUGUAGCAAACACUUUGGGUUCCUUCGCCUUAUUUUUGGUUUUUGUACUUGGAGGAUUCGUAGUUUCCAAAAAUGACCUUAAACCUUGGAUGAAAUGGGGAUAUUAUGCUUCUCCGAUGAUGUAUGGUCAGAACGCUAUUGUAAUGAAUGAGUUUCUUGACAAAAGAUGGAGUGCUCCAAAUAUAUAUCCCAAAAUCAACGAGCCAACUGUAGGCAAAGCACUUCUUAAGUCCAGAGGUUUCUUUACUGAAGAAUAUUGGUUUUGGAUCUGUAUUGGAGCACUAUUUGGAUUUUCCCUUCUCUUCAAUGUUUUAUUCAUUGCAGCGCUUACUUUUUUGAACCCAUUUUCGGGUGAUUCAAAAGCUGUAGUCGAGGUUGAGCAUGGAAAGAAAAUGUGCUCAACAGAGAAAUCUGGAGGUACCAACCUAGGCGUGAUUAAUACUUCACAGUGUCAAAGCUCUACAGUUAAUUUCUUGACUAAGAAUUCGAGAAGAGGAAUGAUUUUGCCGUAUAAACCACUUUCAAUUGCUUUCAGCCAUGUCAACUACUACGUGGACAUGCCUGCUGAAAUGAAGACUCAAGGGGUUAAUGACGAACGCCUCCAACUGCUGCAAGAAAUUAGUGGUUCUUUUAGACCAGGGGUACUGACAGCACUAGUAGGUGUUAGUGGCGCAGGAAAGACAACCUUAAUGGAUGUGCUAGCUGGAAGAAAAACUGGAGGAUAUGUUGAAGGAAGUAUCUACAUUUCUGGUUACCCAAAGAACCAAGAAACAUUUACGCGAGUUUGUGCUUAUUGUGAACAAAAUGAUAUUCAUUCACCAAAUGUCACUGUUUAUGAAUCACUUUCAUAUUCUGCUUGGCUCCGUCUUUCUUCGGAUGUGACAACAGAAACAAGGAAGGCAUUUAUUGAAGAAAUAAUGGACUUGGUUGAGCUUGAUCCAAUUAGACAUGCCAUUGUCGGGCUUCCAGGUGUAGGUGGUCUUUCAACAGAACAAAGGAAGAGGCUAACAAUAGCUGUAGAGUUGGUUGCUAAUCCAUCUAUAAUCUUCAUGGAUGAACCCACAUCAGGACUUGAUGCCAGAGCUGCUGCCAUUGUUAUGCGUACUGUGAGAAAUACUGUGGACACAGGGAGAACCGUAGUUUGCACAAUUCACCAACCAGGCAUCGAUAUAUUUGAAUCUUUUGACGAGUUGCUUCUGAUGAAAACAGGAGGGCAAGUCAUUUAUGCAGGGCCUCUAGGUGUCCAAUCUCAGAACCUAAUAGAAUACAUUGAGGCUGUCUCUGGGGUUCCUAAAAUUGAGAAAGGGUAUAAUCCUGCGACAUGGAUGUUGGAGGUAACAGCUGAUUCGGUUGAGGCCCAACUGGACAUUGAUUUUGCUGAGAUCUACACAAACUCCUCACUAUAUCAGACAAAUCAAAAACUUAUUGAAGUACUCAGCAAUCCACCACCUGGCUCACAGGAUCUAUCUUUCCCUACCAAGUACUCCCAACCAUUUAUUACCCAAUGCAGAGCGUGUUUCUGGAAACAGCAUUGGUCUUACUGGAGGAACCCACAAUAUAAUACUAUUCGGUUAUUCUUGACAGUAUUCAUUGGUCUUGCAUUUGGUGUUAUUUUCUGGGAUCUGGGUACCAAAAUAGAAAAACUGCAAGAUCUACUGAAUAUUAUGGGCGGCAUGUUUGCAGCAGUUUGUUUCCUUGGAGCCACAAAUGCCUCGGCAGUGCAGGCGGUUGUUGCUAUUGAACGAACAGUUUUCUAUCGUGAAAAGGCAGCUGGAAUGUAUUCUGCAUUGCCUUACGCAUUUGCUCAGGUGGCUAUUGAAACAAUUUAUGUCGCAAUUCAAACAGGCACUUACACACUUAUUUUAUACUCGAUGAUUGGAUUCGAAUGGACAGCAACCAAAUUCUUUCUGUUCUAUUACUUCAUAUUCAUGUCCUUUCUUUACUUCACCAUGUAUGGAAUGAUGGUUGUUGCCUUAACUCCAAGCCACCAAAUUGCUGCAGUUGUCAUGUCUUUCUUCUUAUCCUUUUGGAACUUAUUCUCUGGUUUCCUCAUCCCUAGACCGCAAAUUCCAGUAUGGUGGAGAUGGUACUAUUGGGCAUCCCCUGUGUCUUGGACAAACUACGGGCUCGUGGUGUCUCAAGUGGGUGAUAAAGACUCGGCUCUCGAGGUGCCUGGAGCUACUAACGUGACAGUAAAGACUUAUCUUAAAGAAAACUUGGGCUACGACUAUGGCUUCCUGCCUGUAGUUGUCGUAGCACAUAUUGGUUGGGCUCUUCUCUUUUCUUUUGUGUUUGCUUAUGGCAUUAAGUUCCUCAACUACCAAAGAAGAUGACCAUCUUUCAUGCUAGUCUGCGAUCCUAAGAGAUUGCAAUGGCUGGUGGAACAAGUUUAAUAAAAAUCAAACCAGCUAGUUUUCUUUAUAGUUAUCGGAUAUUGAGAGCAUCUCCGGUAGGCACCCCUCGGUGUCAAACAGUACUAUCAGAUAUGAGAAAUAAAUAUUUUCUUGAUUUUA
Messenger RNA from Daucus carota subsp. sativus, 4557 nucleotides. Its product is annotated as pleiotropic drug resistance protein 2-like. The transcript is spliced from 19 exons. NCBI's taxonomy places the organism in Eukaryota, Viridiplantae, Streptophyta, Magnoliopsida, Apiales, Apiaceae. The record is from RefSeq and is a predicted model, not a curated record. Gene Ontology annotation, molecular function: ATP hydrolysis activity; ABC-type transporter activity; ATP binding. Gene Ontology annotation, cellular component: membrane. The coding region runs from base 25 to 4377 and encodes 1450 amino acids.